ACAUAUUGUAAUUGUCUUUGGUAAUGUGUAUGUGUGGUGGUGACUGAUGGAUUCUUGGUGAUAUUUAUUAAUUUUGUGAAAUACAGUGUAAAAUAAAAGCAACAAUAAGUUCUUACUUAAAAAGCACAAUUGAUUAUCAAAUAUGGGCGACGCUUGCCAAGCUUGUCUAACGCGGGUGCCGCAUGCCACCCUAAUAGCUACUAUUAUGUGCUGUUUGGGCGUGGGUGUGUUUUGUGGCACCAUGUACCGAGGCUCUGCGUUAUCAAUACUGAUGUUUGAUGAGGUAUUCCACUUCCGACUUAUAUGGAUCGAAGCUCUACAGAUGAUCUUCAUCGUUGGCAGCGCUUGUAUGGCUGCCCUCGGCUUUAUGUUAUUGUGUUUGGGAUGUUUGACUACAGGUGCCACUAGACAAAAAGUAUACAGAGCUUGGAGGGCUAGAGUCGGUGGAAGGAUAUCUUGUGCUGUAUUUAUGAUCAUCACAUACAUCUUAACUUUCGUUUGGAUUUUAUUACUAGGAUUCCUAGUAAUAACAACAUUCUUAUUUACGAUAUUCUGGAAAUUGUGCCUGAAACCCGAUACCAAUUGUAUAGAUUUCACUCAGUUUGAUUUUAUGUUUCCUUCGAGUGUACGACAAGAAGAUAUGAAAAUAUGCGGCGAACACAAGAUAAAGUUAUUCUGUAAAGACUGUGUUGAGAAAGCAGAAAUCAUGUUCAUUCUCGCAAUGGUGGCUUGUAUACUGGUUAUAUUGAGUUUGGUGCACUACUUGAUGUGUUUGUCAGCUAAUUAUGCGCACAUCAGAGACCACGAGAAAUUCCAAGAGCUUCAAGAGCUGCAGUAUUUGACAAACCCAGAUUUGCAUGCCUCUAAGGAUCGCUUCUAGUAUAUGGCCCGUGCGCCAUUGCUGCGCUCUCUAGAGGCCUCCACAAAAAUGUGACAUGGCUAAUGAGAUGUCAUAACUGACCAAACAUGAUGUUCAUUGACUAAUUAAUUACAAAAGACUGACUCAGUGAAGAGUGACUAAAUCCCACAAUUAGCUAUAAGUGUUCUUUACCUUAUAUUCUCUACAUAUCAACUUAUUUCACAAUAUUACCUUUACUUUAUUUUAGUGAUCUCUGUCCAUAUUUUAACAUUCCUUUAAUAUUACCAUUGUUAAUACAAAUAGAAUUUAACUAUGUAUUUUAGGUGCUUAUUAUAAUAUUUGGCAAUUUUAUUGAUGCAGCUUGUAUAACUAGCAUAGUAUUCUAUAACUUAAGAUAUUAAAUAAAUUAUUAUUUUUAUAAUUUACAACUGUGACAGCGCAUUGUGUUGUUCAUUUUUAAAAUGAAUUGAUUUUGCAUGUUUCGGAUUAGGUUUAAUCAUCACCAAUCAAUUAUUAUACAAAUUUAGUACAAUUUAAUACAUUGUCGCAAACAAUCAAAGUGUUAGCAAAUUAAUAUAAGAAAUGUGUAGUUUUAACAGAAAAUUACAGACUGAAUUUUGUACUGCUUUUAUUGUUUAAAUACAUUUUAUAGAUGGUUUUCUAAUAACUAUAAUUUAUUCUUUGGCACUUUUAUAACCAUUUAAUAAUACUUCAGUUUGUUGUGCAGUAUUCUGCAUUUGUUCCUCUAAAACCUGUCUUCACAAAUGUUACAUUAAAAAUAAAUAUUCAAAUUUUAUAUAAAAUAUAAAAUUUUUCUUUUUAUUUAAGUUUAUAAUGUACCUGUUAUUAGAUGAUAUACUUAGGAAGGGCAGACUGACAAAAGUUGUGCUUGUACUACAUAUUCAGGAAUUUUAAGAUACAUCUUCGAAAUCUUUUAUUCAAGCCAAACUUUGUUUGCUACUGGCUUUGCCUAUUUUAUCAUCCACACGAAAUAACAUUGUGUUCUAAUUCAAUUAAAUAAUGGUUAUAAAAAUACAUAAAAAUGUACCUACUGAAUUGCACCCUGUUUUUUGGUAAAUGGGCUGAUGUCCAUAUAUCAAUGCAAAUUUUGGAAAACUGUAAUUAUUAAUUAGAUAAGAAUUUUAUAAUAAAUGUUCGUUUAUAAA
Molecule: messenger RNA, 2025 nt
Organism: Manduca sexta (tobacco hornworm)
Lineage: Eukaryota; Metazoa; Arthropoda; Insecta; Lepidoptera; Sphingidae
Gene: M6
Product: neuronal membrane glycoprotein M6-b
Exons: 1
Coding region: 143-880 (245 amino acids)
Biological process (GO): neuron projection development
Cellular component (GO): plasma membrane
Source: RefSeq, a predicted model, not a curated record